Messenger RNA from Plasmodium inui San Antonio 1, 258 nucleotides. RefSeq lists its product as hypothetical. The coding region runs from base 1 to 258 and encodes 85 amino acids. NCBI's taxonomy places the organism in Eukaryota, Apicomplexa, Aconoidasida, Haemosporida, Plasmodiidae. The transcript has a single exon. The record is from RefSeq and is a predicted model, not a curated record.
AUGAAUUGGAAGAUUCACUCAGAAAAACUCUUACACACCAGAGGAUUUCCAAAUAUGAAGUCAGAAGGCAGGGAAAAUGGAGGAGAGAGUAGUGCUGCUCCCGAAAGGGGAGUCAACAGAACAGGAGAUAGGGUAAAGGGGAGGAGGAAACUGAAAACCCGACAAGCCAACGAGCUAAAGAAAGAGUCAGCCGGAAUUUCCUCAUAUCGUACCGGUCCUAUAAGCAGAACAAUUAAGACAGAUAUGAGACUCCCAUAA